Messenger RNA from Labeo rohita (rohu), 4023 nucleotides. It is a transcript of the gene cpeb4b, whose product is annotated as cytoplasmic polyadenylation element binding protein 4b. The record is from RefSeq and is a predicted model, not a curated record. Gene Ontology annotation, cellular component: neuron projection; cytoplasm; nucleus. NCBI's taxonomy places the organism in Eukaryota, Metazoa, Chordata, Actinopteri, Cypriniformes, Cyprinidae. Gene Ontology annotation, biological process: negative regulation of cytoplasmic translation. Gene Ontology annotation, molecular function: ribosome binding; translation factor activity, RNA binding; mRNA 3'-UTR binding. The transcript is spliced from 11 exons. The coding region runs from base 489 to 2672 and encodes 727 amino acids.
CAUUUGGCUUCAGUAGAUUGUGCCGUGGAGAGGAGAAGGACAGCAGCGGCAGCGCAGCGAAGGGAGCAGCAGUGCGCUGGUGAAAAAAAAAAGACAAGAGAAACGAAAAUCUAACAAUGAAAAGGACGCAUGAACGCAUUGCAGUUCACCAGUAGCUAAACUAGUCUUUUUAUAUUGAAGUCAAUGACGUAGAAUCGUCUAAGCAAGUGAUUUAAAGGUUAGCAGCUGGCUAAAGCGAGACAGGGCUGUGUCAUUGAGAAGGCAGGACACGUCAAGACGAGGAAGGGAGAAAAAAUAGACACUCCUGUCGGAUUAAAGAUCCCCACUUUAUAAUAUCAGAUCACCAGUUUAUUCGAUCUUCUGCGUUAGUUUGCGUUGUGAUAAUAUCUGGAACGAGUGUCUGUCCUCAGUCAUCGCUUGGAUCAGCCACUAAGGGCUUAGGAAGCAAGAACAACUGUGUUGGAGCCAGGUUGAACUGGAGAACAUAAAUGGGGGAUUACGGGUUUGGAGUCUUAGUGCAGAACAACACUGGCAACAAGUCUGCUUUCCCAGUACGAAUCCACCCUCACCUGCAACCGCCACACCAUCACCAGAAUGCGACCGCCAGCCCCGCCGCUUUCAUAAACAGCACCCCGGCUGGAAAUGGCAGCAGCAGCGGUUCGACCUGGCUGUUCCCGGCGGCCGGCGCUCACAGCAACAUGCAAGAUGAAAUUCUGGGAUCCGAGAAGCCCAAAGCCCAGCAGCAAGAGCUGCAGGACAACCAGGAGAAGCAACAGCAGCAGCAGCUCUCCCCUGGACACCAGGAGAGUGGCAUCAUCUCCGAGCUGGAAAAGGCUCGUGCCGAAGAGAGCAAGGUGGAGAGCGGGUCAUCCGACGGGACCAACGGCAAGGAAAAGCUGCGUUUGGAGUCCCCCGUGCUGACGCCCUUUGACUAUCAGGAGCCCUCGGGACUGGGUACGGCUGCCCAAUCCAGCACCUCCUCCUCACUGACCAGCUUCAACAACUGGUCGGCUGCUAUCCCCGCCACCCCCUCCACCAUCAUCAACGAGGACAUCAGCUUCUUCAACCCGGCCGCCUCGGCCAACAACGGCCCUCUGCUGUUCCAGAAUUUCUCCCACCACGUCAGCCCAGGCUUCGGGGCCAACUUCUCCCCUCAGAUUGGUCCCAUCUCUCAGCACCACCCACCUCACCCCCACUUCCAGCACCCUCACAGCCAGCACCAGCAGCAUCGCCGCUCUCCGGCCAGUCCCCAUCCGCCGCCGUUCCCCCACCGCAGCGCCCCCUUCGGCCAGCUGCCGCAUCUCUCCAACAACCUGAGCAAGCCUCCCUCACCCUGGGGCAGCUACCAGAGCCCCUCUCCCUCUCCUUCUUCCACUUCGUGGAGCCCAGGUGGGGGUUACGGCGGUUGGGGUGGCUCCCAGGGCCGUGAGUACCGCCGUGGCUUGAAUGGCGGAAUGACGCCUCUCAACUCCAUCUCCCCGCUGAAGAAGACCUUCCCCAACAACCACAUGCCCCAGCAGAAGUACUCCCGUGCAAGCCCCGGCUUCAACCCCAAGUCCUGGAUGGAUGACAGCAGGAGCGAGAACAUCUUCCCUUUCCAGGAUCGUCCCCGUUCAUUCGAUGGCUUCAACAUGCAUUCUCUGGAGAACUCUUUGAUUGACAUCAUGAGGGCUGAGCAAGACACUCUGAAAGGUCGCCUCGGAUUCACCCAUACAGGAGGAGACAGCCCCUUGCCCAUAAAUGCAAGGAAUUAUGGGAGGCGACGAGGACACUCAUCCCUGUUCCCGAUGGAAGAUGGCUUCCCAGACGAGGAGAGAGGCGAUCAGAGCCUGCCUGGCCUCGGUUCCCCCCACUGCUUCCCUCACCAGAACGGAGAGAGGGUGGAGCGCUAUUCUCGCAAAGUCUUUGUGGGUGGCCUCCCCCCUGACAUAGACGAAGACGAGAUAACUGCAAGUUUUCGCCGCUUUGGGCACCUGUUUGUGGACUGGCCUCACAAAGCAGAGAGCAAGUCAUACUUCCCCCCGAAAGGUUAUGCUUUCCUCUUGUUUCAAGAUGAGAGCUCUGUUCAAGCCCUUAUCGAUGCCUGCAUUGAGGAGGAUGGAAAGCUCUACUUGUGUGUUUCCAGCCCCACCAUUAAAGACAAACCUGUCCAGAUUCGCCCAUGGAAUCUUAAUGAUAGUGAUUUUGUGAUGGAUGGAUCACAGCCCCUGGACCCGAGGAAGACCAUAUUUGUGGGUGGGGUGCCACGUCCACUUCGUGCAGUGGAGCUGGCGAUGAUCAUGGACAGGCUGUAUGGUGGCGUGUGCUACGCAGGCAUCGACACAGACCCGGAGCUGAAGUACCCCAAGGGAGCAGGGCGGGUCGCCUUCUCUAAUCAGCAGAGCUACAUUGCUGCUAUCAGUGCUCGUUUUGUACAACUGCAGCAUGGAGAAAUCGAUAAACGGGUGGAAGUGAAGCCAUACGUCCUGGAUGACCAGCUGUGCGAUGAAUGUCAGGGGACUCGCUGCGGAGGCAAGUUCGCUCCGUUCUUCUGCGCUAACGUGACCUGUCUCCAGUAUUACUGUGAAUACUGCUGGGCGGCCAUCCACUCACGCGCCGGCCGGGAGUUCCACAAGCCUCUGGUCAAGGAAGGCGGCGACAGACCUCGCCACAUCUCCUUCCGCUGGAACUGAAGCUGGUAGGCCAGGAGACGACGGAGAGAAAGAGAGGAGGGGGAGAGUAGGCUAGGAGGAGUCGCAAAAUCAUCAUCUAAAUAAAUGCACUUUUCUGUUGCUGGUUCCUUUUUAGUUUAAUUUAAAAAAGACAGACAAAAACUAUGAUUUUAAUUUGUCAUUUAAUAUAUUUAAAAAAAAAAAAAAAAAACAUGGAUGUGUAUCCAAAAAAAGAUUCAGGAAGAAAAAGAAAAUGUCUAAUCCAUCUCUCUAUUUUUUUAUAACUCCAUUCUAUUUCAUUUUCAAGUGCACAGAGAUGUGAAUAUAUUGAGUAUUAGUAUAAUUUGUCAGUAAGUAUCUGCAUGACUUUAGAAUUGGCUUUUUGUUAACAUUGCGAUUGGAAGUAUUACGUCCUAUUUUAAUUUAAUCGAAAAGGCGAAGGAGCAAACGUGAAAAGAAAAGGUGCGGGAAGAGUGCACUUAUUUCUUUGCUACCCAGAGUGCAGAUGUGUGGUCUUGAGAUCUCAGUUGUUAACCAAAGCUUGGGAUUUGAGAACAGAAGUGAAUUCUCUCGACGCUCUGUUUCUUUUGGUAUACUUUGUACUUUAAGACCAUGCUAAUCUUUAAUGUUUCUUGAUGACAACAACUGAUUCCACAACAGCUGUCUGGAUUUGAUCUCCAUUGUGACAUGCAAGAAAACUAAUACCUCAAGCUUAGCUGCUAGUUUAAGUCGAAUAUAUAUAUUUAAGAAAAAAAAACAGAAAAAAAAAAUCAAGCUGGUCUCUCACCCUUUCCCCCAGGACCACACAAAAAGGAAAUGACAUCAGCAAACGGCACAUUGAGAAAAUCUGCUCUGUCACUUCCUGCUUUGAAUUGGAGAUUCAGCAUCCUAGUGGGGAAUGUAUGUUGUUAAAGUUGCAGUAGUCUGCCUGCAAGCUGGUUCAAGUGCAAGGAACUUGAUUUCGUUUCUGGCCCAGCUUAGCAAGAAGCAGCCGACGUUCUCUCAGGCUGUUAGCGGCAAGCCUUCGCUUUCAUUUUUAACUCGCAAUAUGUGUCUCCCAAGCCUUUCCCCAGCCCCCAGAAACCCUGAAAAGUGGUGUACGUACAAGCAGUUAGAAGGGAGGAAGAACGAUCGAACAAUGUACCUCCUGUCCUGCAGCAGCCGUGCCCGCUCAGCCUGAGUGUGAAGCAUAACUGAAGGUAGUCCAUGCAUCUCUCCGCUCUCUCGCUCGGCCCCUUCCCCCAACGCUCACCUGAAACACAAGAGGUUUUGCUUUCAGACAUUAGGGAACCAAAGAUGGCUGUGUAGUAGCUAGCGAAUCCAUAAACGUUUUCUUUCUUUCGCCCUGCAGAUUUCAUUUCGGCUGAUUAUU